Molecule: messenger RNA, 786 nt
Organism: Plasmodium vinckei vinckei
Lineage: Eukaryota; Apicomplexa; Aconoidasida; Haemosporida; Plasmodiidae
Product: conserved Plasmodium protein, unknown function
Exons: 7
Coding region: 1-786 (261 amino acids)
Source: RefSeq, a predicted model, not a curated record
AUGGAUGAUGGGGUACAAAAAUUAUUAAAUCAAAUAGGGGAUAUGGAAUCUAAGAAUCGCCUAAUUCACAUCCAAAUUGAGGAAUUGAAAACAACUGAAAAGGAGUUACAAAAAAAUGAAAAAGAAUUAAUAUUAGAAAUUGAAAAUGUGUGUAAGCAAAUAAAAUCCAUGGAAAAGGAAGAAAUAGAAUUGAAUAAUGAUAUAUCAAGAGUUAAUUUAAUAUGUAAAAAUGUCGAAGCAACAUUACAUAAUGAAUUUGUAAAAGUUGAAAUAGCAGCUCAAAAAAUAAACCAAGUAGAGCAUUAUGAAGAAAAAGAUACAAGUGUCAACAGAGAUUUAAUUAAAUGUGACGAUAAGAUAAAAAAUUAUUUGAUUAAAAUGAAAGAUUCUAAUAAUGAUUAUGCAAUAUUAAAAGAAAUAAAAGACAACAACUUUUUACUAAGUCAUGUAUCAUUAGAUGACCUUUAUGAAAUUUAUGAGGAUACCAAGGAAAAAUAUCAAGACAAUUCCUUCAAAAACCAAUGCAAUAAAAUUGCUAUUGUUGAUUACAAAACGCAUUCGUACUUUUGCAAUCCUAUCCAUAUUCUACACAUGACGGAUCUUCUGAUGGAAAAAUUACGAAGUAACAAGGAUUCACAUUUUAAUUUCUCAACUAUAGCUAAUUAUUAUGGAUUGGAUAAAGAAAAGCAUAACAAACAAAUAGAAAACUUUGGAUUGUCUGAAUUAAAUAAAAUAAUGAUAAAUCAUUAUAAAUCCAAAAAAAUAACCGUUAAUAGUAGCAUUUAA